AUGAAAAGGAGCGAACAGAUCAGUAGUUAUAAGGCUCCAUACUUUUUGAUGUGGCUGAGGUUGCCUGUCCUAAAUCAGGGUGAGACUGUAACCACUGUGCCUGAAGAAAUUAUCACCUGGUUCUCUUUCUCUCUCUCCGUCCCCUCCACUCUCUCUCUCUCUUACUCUCUCUCUCAGCCCCCCCUCCUCUCUCGCUCUCUCUCUCCGUCCCCUCCACUCUCUCUCUGUCCGUCCCCUCCUCUCUCUCUCCGUCCCUCUCUCUCUCUCCGUCCCUCCUCUCUCUUUCUCUCUCUCUCCGUCCCCCCUCUCUCUCGUCCCUCUCUCUCUUUCUCUCUCCGUCUCUCCCGUCCCCACUCUCUCUCUCCCCGUCCCCCUCCUCUCUCUCUCUCUCUCCCCGUCCCCUCCACUCUCUCUCUCCGUUUCCUCUACUUUCUCUCUCACUUUCUCUCUCCGUCCCCCUCCACUCUCUUUCUCCGGCCCCUCCACUCUUUUCUCUCUCUCUCUCUCUCUCUCUCACACACACACACACACUCUUUCUGUAUCACUCUAUGA
Acanthosepion pharaonis is the source of this 552-nucleotide messenger RNA. Lineage: Eukaryota; Metazoa; Mollusca; Cephalopoda; Sepiida; Sepiidae. The record is from the annotation of a GenBank genome assembly.